AUGCAUCAGCAUCCCCGAUCAUCGGCGGUGCCCUCUCCGGCGCCAAACCUUCCCCUCAGACCGACAGCUCGGGACGACCGCAGAGAACAAGAAACCGUCCCGAGCUCCCCAACCGUCGAUAUGGGAUCUAAUUCUGCCAGAGGGCUGGGGAUAGAGCCGGGGCCUCAGCCAUCUGAGCAAGGGAGGAGCGCGGCACAGGGAAAGGAGGCACUGACACGGUUAAAUCAAAUAAUAUCGAACUAUCACACAAAAGCCGCUUUAAUUAUCCUACAUUCACGAGUUGCACUGCCUCCCUCAUUUAACAAGGGCUCCGAGUCCCCGAGAGUGAACCGCUGGUUCAAUGUUGAGUUAGAUGAUACAGAUGUCCUUCGGGAACCCCUGCGACCUUGGAGAACAUGCGAUGCAACGGACAAUCGACCACCACCCCUCGUUAUCGAAACAUACCUAGACACAAAGGGUCUCACAAAUAAUCAAAGUCUGGUGAUUCUUGAUGAGAACGGGAAGCGUUGGGAUGUGCGCGAAUCGCUCGCGGCGCUUGAGGGAUCCCGUGCAAAGGCAUACCAAUCGGAACAUGACGAGAUUAUCUUGGAGCGGUGGAGAAUCGAGUUGGGAGAGUCUUCAAGUAAGCUUCCGGCAGACUUGGGCUCUAUCUUGCCGACUGUGUAUAAGAAAAGCAUUGUGCUCUUCCGAUCCUUAUUCACCUACUCCAAGUUUUUGCCCGCAUGGAGAUUCUCUAAACGCAACAAAAAGUUGCGGCAGAGUCCAGCUCUCCAGAUGAAGUACCGUGUGGUAGAUGGGAGCGCUGCUCGUGAUGACCUCUCGGUGGAUCAUUUGACAGCCCCGUUGAGUGAGGGAAGCGAAAAAGUGGUGGACACCUACGGCUUUGGGGUCACUGAGUCGCCCGCAGGUCCCUUUUCAGUUCAAGUGACGUAUCGGACGAACUGCGAUUUCCGCGUUGACGACUCGGAAGCACUACUGAGCUCGCGGUUCAUGGGUGCUGACGACGAGAUCUUUCGUCCAUCAUUGCCUUCAGAUGAUACCAACCGCCCAAAUCCUGAAGUUGGUUCUGUGCCAACGGAGAGAAGGACCGUUGAGAAUCCGGAUUGCUCACGUGCAUAUGGCAGUCUCUCGACCUUCCAUCAGGUUGGCCCAACAACAGGUGCAAGUCCUAUAUCAGCACUUCAGACUCCUCCCCCUGCCAAAGUCGUUCCUUCGGGACGCGCUGCGCAGAUUGCUGGUGAAGGCGGAGGCUCAAACUUCCCACGCCGUCCCUCCAUUUCAUUCCAGCCCUUCAAAGCUCCCCCUCUUUCUGCUUCCCCAGCUCUAGCAGACUCUCCCCUAGGUGUGUCUCCCCGCAACAUGUCUUCACGCAUGCCCACAGCAACAUCUGCCGAUUCACGCGUCAUGCCGCCCCCUUCUUCUGCCGCUUCAGCGCGCAGGCCUAUAACCAUUGCAUCUGAACAAGCUAUAUCAUUCUCUAAUUCCGCAUCCCCGAAACCUGCUCCGAUAUCCCGGUACAGCAGUUCCUUCAGCCACCGACGAGGCCGCCUUUCUGCAGGGGCAAACAGAUUGGAAGACGAUAACUCCAGUGGCCGAGCUAGUGCAACAUCAUCUAAUGCACAACCCGGGUCCGGCCUACUCACGGAAGCUACAGGCACGAGUGCGGAGUCCAUUCAUGCAGAUGACGAGAAUAUAUCGGAUUUCUUGAAGAUGCUUGAUUCGAAGAAGGACUUGAUGAAUUUAUCUGCCUCCGCAUCUAUUCAGCCUGGUUCUAGGCAGCCAAACCCCACUGCAGCGGCUCUUGCGCGCUUCCGUGGUAUGCGAGAUUCAAAUGCCGCGUUGUCCGACUCAAUGUCACAGUCUAUGCAUCUGCAUCGCUCUUCCAUCUCUUCGAGCAAGCAACUAUCAGGAGUCCCACCGAUGGUCGCGGGCACUUCCAUCUCCACAGCUUCUUCUCCUGGGAAACCCAUAUCCCCCCAUACUCCUCACACUCCUGCUAUCCGCUCUCGGCUGAGCUCGAACAGUGUUGCGGAUGACAUUGAAACCGACCACCAUUCAAGAAUCCCUCGCAUACAGCACGACUCGCCGCUGGAAGAACAUCCCGGCAUGGAAACUACGCGAGGUCCUUCCUCUACCGCAGGUGCUAUCGACAUCCCGACAUCGCCGCGGAUUUUCGACCCUACUUACCGUCGCUCGAGCUCCGUAGCCUUGCGCCGGCCGCUUGUUACAAGCGAAGACGAUGAAAUCUUCCCAUUCGGCAUGCGAAGCCUCAGUCUGGGCGCCGACGAGCCCUCAAACACCACACUAGGUGCUGCCCAACAGCAGAACGAGUCCCAGAAAAGCCAACAAUCACUGGCUGAGGACCCAAGUGGCCCAUCUGGCUCCGCAGCGGGUCCGUACCGGGACAGUGCAUCCCUCCGCGGGCAAAUGUCUGGACCAACCAGCGCCUCAGCCUCCUCCAACCCCCAUGUCUAUCAGCCCCGGUUCGCCAGCUCUCGCGGCCGCGGCUAUUCGGGCGGGCAUUCCAUUAGCUCAGCAUCCAGCAGCCUCGCCCGGGGCGCCAACCUUGCCCCACACCUGGCGGAGCGCGACCAGGACCGCGAUGGCAAUGCUAGCGGAAGCAAUAGCGGCAACUCCACGCUGGAGACCCGUCGCAGUUCUGCGCAGCGGCCAGGCACGGGUCGAACGCUGUCCACACAGGCGCCCGAAGACGACGAGCCACUGCUUUUCGCUAUGAGCGACUUCGGCGCCUCGCGGCGCAGCCUGGAUGAAGGUAGACAUGGGAAUCACGGUGGGGCUGAAUCGGCCGCUGGGUCCCGGCGCGGUAGUGGGAGACGGGGAGCAGGGCUCCCUGGCUUCCAUGUUUGGUCGUGA
Molecule: messenger RNA, 2874 nt
Organism: Penicillium concentricum
Lineage: Eukaryota; Fungi; Ascomycota; Eurotiomycetes; Eurotiales; Aspergillaceae
Exons: 4
Coding region: 1-2874 (957 amino acids)
Biological process (GO): piecemeal microautophagy of the nucleus; autophagosome assembly; mitophagy
Cellular component (GO): cytosol; phagophore assembly site; extrinsic component of membrane
Source: RefSeq, a predicted model, not a curated record